Messenger RNA from Camelus dromedarius (Arabian camel), 7389 nucleotides. RefSeq names its product snail family transcriptional repressor 1 (gene SNAI1). Gene Ontology annotation, biological process: regulation of DNA-templated transcription. Lineage: Eukaryota; Metazoa; Chordata; Mammalia; Artiodactyla; Camelidae. Bases 5761 to 6555 code for a protein of 264 amino acids. The transcript has 3 exons. Gene Ontology annotation, molecular function: RNA polymerase II cis-regulatory region sequence-specific DNA binding; DNA-binding transcription repressor activity, RNA polymerase II-specific. The record is from RefSeq and is a predicted model, not a curated record.
GUGAUGCCAGAGCAGGCCUCCCUGAGGUGAGGGGGUGAGCCUGGGGGCCGCCUAGGGGGAAGAUACUACACAGAAAGGGAACAUCACGUACAGAGUGGCUCAGGCCGGAGCAUGCCUGGUGUGGUCCAUUGUGGCUAGGGCCUUGUGAGGGAGGUGAGCUCAGAGGGGCCCACAAGGGUCCCUGACCCUGGAGAACCUCCUGGCAUCAUGAAUAGUUUGCUUUUUCCUAUGAGAGAAAUGGGGGCAGUGGAGGGUUUAUAUGCACACAGACGGGAUUUGACAUUUCAACAGCUGCAAAAUCGUCUGUUGAUUGGACAGUUAUAUAUUUAAUAAGUCCUCUAUGAUGGACAGCCUCUGCUACCCAAUUAAAAAUUAAUGAGGUUAAUACUUGCAAAUGAUUAAAAAAGUUCAAGAUAUAGGAAAGGGCAUGUAGUAAGGAACCUCCCUCCAACUCCUGCCCCACUGCCACCCAGAUUCUCUCCUCAGGGACAAUCCCCCGUGAGCAGCUUCUAGUGUCUCCCUCCAAAGGUAGUUUCUGUGUCUCUCAGAAAUACCUGUAUAUUUCUGCCUCUUGAUAUGCUAACGGUGUCACAUUGUGCAUGGUGUUCGGCACCUUGCUUUUUACUGCUUAAUGUCGAUAUGUUCCAUGUCCAUUACAUAUAGAGCUUUCUCCUUUUUGACAGGUGGCUAAUCUGACUGCACUGUAAUGAAUUAACUGGUCCUCAUGUGGCCUUGGCUGCAGUGCAGGAGCGUGAAGUACCACUCUGGGAUGCUAGAGGGGCACCUCUUCACAGAGCCUGGCACACAGCAGGUGUUCAGCCAAUGGGAACAAAAAGGGCUUAGCCAUCUUUUCUUGAGGCCCAACUCUGGGCUACACCCAAUAGACUUGGACCCAGAAACUUGAAAGCCAUUCGUAUCCUGGGAUGAUGACUUUGAUUCCUUCACAGAGGGCCUUCUGGGUCAGCCCAAGGCUGAAUCACUGUUUGUGUUCAGGCAAAUGGGAGACACUUGAGGUUUUGUUUUUUAAAUGAAGGAUAAGGGUGGAGGUUGAGCCUUAAUCCAUUGAACUUUCUAAAGACAAUGUCUUCUUCCCAGUCGAGAUUAACUCCCUGAGUCUGAUUGAUCCACUCACCGAUUAAUGAUCUAAUCUAUAGGGGCCAGUUAGCCUAAUAUACAAGAAGUUUUAGCAAUUAGGAAGUUCAUCAAUUCAGUGACCAAAGGACAGACACACUGGAAUAGUUCAGGACACAGAGAAGAAAUGACUUUGGAGUACGUAAAAAAUGCUCCACCCAGCUCAUGUAAAUGCAAAUUGUGACUAGGAGAUCUCACUUUCCCUUAUCAGAUGAGAAAAGAUAAAAGUUUGACAAUACCCUGCCUCCACCAGAUUUUGAGAAGGGACCAUCACCUCCCUGCUGGUGAAAGUAUAAUUUAGUUUAACCUUGUUAGAGGACAUUUGGACAAAUAUAUCAAUAUUUUAAAUAUAUUAACAUUUUAAAUAACAUACCUUUGACCUGGAGUGCAAGGAUGUAUGUUCAAGACAUUCACUGAAAUUACCAACUUGUUUGUAGCAACAAAAAAUUGUACUCCAACUUAAAUGUCUAUCAUAAGUCCCCUUGCUAGAUAAAUUAUGUGUUUAUGGUAUAAUCCAUACAAUGAAAAGGUCUGCAGUCCCACAACAGAUGAAGGGAGCUACAUGUAACGAUAUGGAACAAUUUUCAAGACACGCAGUAGGGUUACUUGGGAGGAAAAAGCAAGUAGGCUAGCAGGUAGGCUCCCAUUUGUGUUGUGUAAAGAAGGGGUGUACAUAUUAACAUAUACAUAUGUAUCUAUCUCCUUGUCUCUAUAAAGACCACCUCUGGACAGUCAUACAAGACGCUGGUAAAAAUAGUUGCCUUUGGAGAGGGAAAUGGAGAUUUGGGAUAGAGGGAAGCUUUCUUUUUUGGUUGAUUGGAUUAUAAAUCAUAUUUUUAGUUAUUGUUUUUACUUGGAGUGGGAGAUGGACACCCGUGGAAAAUGCAGACCUUUAUUCAAAUUUAUCUUCCUCUCAGAGGCCUUUUCUGGCCACAUUAGAUAGUCUUAAACCUCUUUCCAAGGCAGCAGUACGAGUUUUCGUCCCCAUUAAAGGCAUGUGUAGCUAGCCCCGCGCGACAGCCAGCAGAGGGCGCCGCAGGGCCGCGCCCCGGGGCGUGGGGCGUGGGGUGUAGGGCAGGGAGGGAGGGUCUGGCUGGGCAGUCCGCUGCCUCUCAGCUGCAGAGCCCGUCCAUUUCCGGGAGGACCUGACACCACAGCAUCAAAAGUGUCGUCUCGCCUUCACCUGCAAGACGGCCUGCACCGCACCUCCGGGAGUUGGCUCGGGCCCAGGGGCCUCGCCCAAAGCCCCCUCCCAGCUCGCUGUCUCCGCCGCCUCCUGGAGGGAGGGACGUGAGGACGAGCCAGGAUGAGAAACCGCCGGGACAAUUCAAUCAGAAGGGAAGAUACUGCCCAGAUCUGAGAAGGGCCCCUCCCCCACUUUACACGUCCUCCAGGGCGCAGGUGCCGGGCCAACCCAAGGGAAAUGGAACGCCGGAGGCCCAGGCAAUGCUGUUUGGAGUACGAGCAGCCUCUGGACUCUACCAUCCCAGCAUCUCCAGGAGACAGGACACCCACCCUUUAUAGCUGAGGAAAAUGAGGCCCAGAGAGGCUGGGUAACUCGCCCUGGGUGACCCAGGAGAAGGAAGAGCCAGUAAUCAGUCACUCACCAAGUGCUUGACUGAGCUUCUGCUAAGUGCUUUGAAGAAAAUUGAAUUGGGUAAUGGAAUAAAAAGUGAUGUUGUGGGUGGGGUAGGGUCUACUUCAGCAUCAUCAGGGAAGCUUCCCUUGAGGAGGUGACUUGUGUUACAAUAUGUCAUUCUUACCAAAAGUGUUUAAAUUGUCUACUUACAGUUUAAAGACUAAUAAUAAAGAAAUAGAACAUUACCAAGAUCUCUAGAAGCCCCUCCUCCCCCAGCUAACCACUCUCCAGAAUUUUGUAUUAAACAUUUCCUUGCUUUUCUUUAUAGUUUUACCACCUCCAUAUACAUUCCCAGACAAUAAAUAGACAAUAGUUUGCCUGCUUUUGAAUCUUACGUAAAUCUAACUAACUAUAUGCAUUUGUUUGAGUUGGUCCUUUUUGCUUAACAUUGUUUUUGAGAUUUAACCCUGUUGUUGCAUGGAGUUGUAGUUUGUUUUAUUGCUUUAUAGUAUUCCAUUAUGGGUUGGUACCACAGUUUAUUAAUUCAUUCUACUGUUGAUAAACAUUCGGGUUGUUUCCAGUUUGUUGUUGUUGUUUUGGUUUUCUUUUCUUUUUCUUUUCUGUUAGGAACGAAAGUGCAAUGAAUAUUCUCUUAUUUCUUCUGGGAUUAGGUAUGGGCAGCAGUUCUCAACUUUGGCUGCUCACUAGAAUCACCUGGGGACUUUUUAAAAAUGCUAAUACCAUAGGGUCCCACCCAGACUAAUCAAAUCAGGACCUCUGUGGGGGUGGGGCCCAGGCUAAAUUGUUUCCUAAGGGAAUCUAAUCUGCCGCAGGGCUGAGAAUCUCCGGGAUGCAGUUGACCUGGGAAUAGAAUUGCCAGGAGGAGAGUCACCUGUUAUUAGCUGAUGCCAAACUUUUCCAAAGUGGCUUGUAGCUAUGACAUUCUCACCAGUAUGGAACAAAAGUCCUGCUGCCGUCACAUCCUCAAGACUUGAUAUUGAUCAGCUUUUAACUUUUUAUCUUUCUGAUGGAUGUGAAAUGAUAUCUUAUUUGUAGUUUUGAUUUGUGUUUCUCUCAUUACUAAUGAGGCUGAGCAGUUGGCAAAGUUAGACUGGAAAGGAGCCAACCAGGUGAAGACCUGGAGGAAGAGAGAUUUACGGGGCAGGGAGGAUGAAUGGCAGGUGCCAAGGCCCUGUGGUGGGCAAGGGCUGGGAUGUGGAGGAACAGAAAGAAGGGGGGAAUCAUUAGGCAAGGGGAGGGGGAAGAGUGGCUUAAGACAAGAUCAGCAGAGGUCAGAUCAACAGGACAGAGAGCCAUGGUGAAGACUUUGGCUUUUACUCUGGGUGAGAUAGGAACAUGGGAGGUUUUGAGAAGAGGGACACAGCCUUAACUCCUCCUUCUGGAUGCCUGUGGAAAAUCAUGAUUUGAACUAAAUGGAUGUAGGAGGGAGUAUAUACUUUUUAAUGAUUGCAUAUGACAUGUCUCCCCCACGUCACUCUCCACUCACCAGUUAGAACAGGGUAAGGAUGAUUGUUUUGUUCACAGUUGUUAUCCCCAGCACCUAAUGACCCAAACAGAUGACUUUCCCUGCCCUCAUUCUAGGUGGUGAGUGGAGGGACUUAAAACAGGUUUUCAUAGUCCUUGCUUCACAGGUGGAAACAAAUUGGGCCGAAUCUGUGGAUUUAGUUCUGUUCCCCACCCCCACCCCAAGCCUGGCAUGGCCCUCAAAGAGAGCUGGGGUGGGGGUGAGGGUACAGCUGUCCCUCCCCUGUACCCUCCCCACAUUGGAUCAGUCAAUGCCUCCCAUGGAGCCCAGCAUUAGGACAUUUAGACACAGGAUUGAUGACUCCAGACAAGCGAGGAGACCACCUCAGCCUCACCCUUCCCUACUCCUUUCUCUCACCUGCCCAGAGUAAUCUUUCUCAACUGAACUCUAAACAGGUUUCUCCUCAGCUGAAAAUUCUUCCUUGGCUCCCCAGUGCCCUUGAGGCAAAGUCCAAACUCCUCCAGGCCCUGGAGGCCCAGCAAAUCUGACCCCUCGGCCCUGCCCACCCCACCCCCAUCCCUGGGAGCUGCUCUCAAUGGCUCUGAAAUAGUUACUGAUUCUUACCUCAGGCCUUUCCCCUCGGUAUUAAUUCACUUCCUUUGGGAAGUUGCCCCCAACCCCCUGUCAAGUGACCCGCCUCUUGACUGUCACAGUGCCCAGUCUUUUUCCCCCAUCAAAGCACACUUCCCUUUGCAUUCUAAUUGUCUGUUUACUUCUUCUGUCUCCUCCAGUGAGCUAUCCUUGGGUAGAAAUCCGAGUGUUUUGUUCAGGGCUGUAUCCCCAGCUCCGAGAACAGUGCCUGGCACGUUAGUGGGCACUCAGUAAACAUCUGCUAAUUUAGGGAACGAAGGCACUUUUCCAGACGAUGCCAGAUUGCUUUGCAAAAAGGCUGUGGCCCUGGACAAGCAGCCACGUAAAGGUGUCCAUUGCCUCGCUCCCUCCACUGAACUGUGUAUUGUUCUUUGUCAAUCCCACUCUCUUUACAAGGCACCCUCCGGGCGGAGAAAAUUUCCGUCUCCUUCUCAAACCCAAGGCGGAGGAGGUUUCGGAACAUCAGGUGCCCAGACCCGCGGCGCGCGGCGCCAGGGGGCGCCAGAGGGGGAGACCAUGCCUCGCUGAGCUGGCGGGCGCUCGGGUCCCGAAGGGGGUCCCGCCUAGCUCGGGGUUCCCUGUGCCCCGCCUCCGGCAGCUCGCCGCGGGGCGAUCCCUGCAGCGCCAGAGACCCGGCUUCGGAGCGGCCCCGCCCGGCUCCCAGCGCCACGCGGCGCGAGCCCCGCCAGCCCCCGGCGCACCUGCUUGGGGCGUGGCCUCCAGGGAAGGUGCGCCUCGAUUGGAUCGGAGGUGACAAAGGGGCGCGGUCUCUACAGGCCCCGCCCCAUUGGAGACGAAUUAUUUAAGCGAGCUGGCUCCCCGGCUCCACUCAUAGCGCAGCUGCACGGCCUCGGGUUUGGAGGGCUUUGCCAUUCCAGCACGACCCGGCGACCCUCCUGCUGCUCCAGCCAACAUGCCGCGCUCUUUCCUCGUCAGGAAGUCCGCCUGUUCUCGCCGGAGACCCAACUACAGCGAGCUACACGACUCUUCUCCAGAGUUUACCUUCCAGCAGCCUUAUGACCAGGCCCACCUGCUGGCAGCCAUCCCGCCUCCCGAGGUCCUCAAUCCCACAGCCUCACUGCCCACGCUCAUCUGGGACUCUCUCCUGGCACCCCAAGCCCAGCCAAUUGGCUGGGCCUCUCUUCUGUCCCAGGAGAUCCCCAAGGCUGUCGAGCUGACCUCCCUGUCUGACGAGGACAGUGGGAAAGGCUCCCAGCCCCCCAGCCCACCCUCACCGGCUCCUUCGUCCUUCUCUUCCACCUCAGCCUCUUCCCUGGAGGCCGAGGGUUACAUUGCCUUCCCAGGCCUGGGCCAGUUGCCCAAGCAGCUGACUGGGCUGUCUGUGGCCAAGGACCCCCAGUCUCGCAAGGCCUUCAACUGCAAAUACUGCAACAAGGAGUACAUCAGCCUGGGUGCCCUCAAGAUGCACAUUAGAAGCCACACUCUGCCCUGUGUCUGUGGCACCUGCGGGAAGGCCUUCUCCAGGCCCUGGCUGCUGCAGGGCCACGUCCGGACCCACACUGGCGAGAAGCCCUUCUCCUGCUCCCACUGCAGCCGUGCCUUCGCCGACCGCUCCAACCUGCGGGCCCAUCUGCAGACCCACUCGGAUGUCAAGAAGUACCAGUGCAAGACGUGCUCCAGAACCUUCUCCCGAAUGUCCCUGCUCCACAAGCACCAAGAGUCGGGCUGCUCCGGGGGCCCCCGCUGACUCUUCAAGGCUCCUUCUGACUCUCAAGGCCCUCCCCCAACUGCGGCCUCCCCCAGCUCCAGAAGGAAGUUACCCUGCAUCCUUCUCACUGCCACAGAAUCCCCUUCUGAGCUCCACCCUCUGGCUGUGUUGGGCCACAAAGGACUCUGAGGACCAGUUUCCAGUUGUCCGCUCUGGGUGUCUCGCUGGGCUCUGAGAGAGGCCUUUCUGUGGACGGCUGAUGGGAGGGUGGCCGGCAGCAGAGACCCCUCCUGGCAGUCGCCGCUCCCAAGCAUUCCGGAGCUGGCCUUUCUGUGUGGGUUUGUGUAUCCAAAGCUGUUUGGAUACAGCUGCUUUGAGCUCCAGGACAAAAGCCGGCAGACUGAUAAGAAACUACCCCUCAACUCAGGGGACCCCAGCCUCCCCCCCAGGAACCCUCAGGCCACCCCUCCAGGAGGUGUGACUGACUAUGCAAUCGUCCACCCCCAGGUGCGCCCACAGGGCCCGUAGGGGUGGUCACUGACACCAGGACAGCGUCUAGACCCCAGGAUGCCCCAGGACCGGGGCAGCUAUUUCAGCCUCCUGUUUGUCAUGGUGGCACCUGUUUCACGGGCAAUUUAACAACAUCUCAAAAGGGACUGUGAGUAAUUGCCUUCACUUGUCGGGGGCCCGAGUGGGGCGUUUCGUCCCCACCGAUGUAUCUCCCGGAACUAUUUUCGGGGCCCGACAGGUGGGCCCAGGAGGAAGAUGUUUACAUUUUUAAAGGUACACUGGUAUUUAUAUUGCAAGCAACAUUUUGUACUAAGGAAGCAUUUUGUAUAGUUAUAUGUACGGUUUAUUGAUAUUCAAUAAAGC